GGGAACCUGACGGAUCCUGGGGAGACAGGGGGAACCAUCAGGGUGAUAAUGCUGUAAGGGAAACUGCUCAGGGAAAGCUAAAUCAGGCUGUUUUUGUCCUCAUCCGCAUCCCUAAAGAACCCUCUGCAGGUCUGGUCUGGAGGGAAUCACUGUGCAGCACCAUGGGAGCCUCCUGUGAUAAGGCGUCGCUCCUCUCAGGGCUGCUCGUGUUCAUGCUGUGUGUCGUCUCUUCUCACUGCCAGGAGGAAUAUUCUGGAUACCACUCGGGUGAGGAACACACCUAUGAAGAGUCUUCUGUGGUUGACCACUAUGACAACUUAGCUUCCCCUCAACCAGAGUAUCCACCAGAGCCAACUCACAUCUACGGUGUGGGCGAGAUAUUUGAGGAGGGGGACUAUGACACUUUUGGUCCAAUCCCCACCCAAGUCACCAUGAUCACCGAGGACACCUUUCCCUAUAUCACAACCACCGAGUCUCAACAUGCCAAGGAGGACACCGAGAUUGUGCAGGUGCCAUAUGAGUACCCCCCAACAAGACCCGACACUGACUCCUCAGAGGAAUCGGGGGGUGAUGCAGCACUUGGGGAGGAGGGCCCAACAGAGUGUGACUGUGAGCCUGGUGAGCCUGGCUUUGCUGGCUUCGCAGGGCCAAAGGGAUCCAGAGGCCUGCAGGGUAAAACUGGUAAACCAGGGCCUCAAGGCAGAGAGGGCUAUAAAGGAACCAAAGGGGUUCAGGGAAGAAGGGGAGAAACCGGACCAGUGGGUGACCCUGGUUCUGUGGGAGAUGAAGGAGCUUCUGGUUUUUCUGGAGCCAUGGGAGAACUUGGACUUUCAGGAGAUCCAGGAGAGCCUGGAGACGUGGGUCUAAAGGGUGAAAUGGGAUUGGAGGGACCCCGCGGAGGAGUCGGACCUCCUGGUGAGACUGGUCGUCGGGGUGAUGCUGGGCCUCCUGGACAAAAAGGGGGUAAAGGUAUCAAGGGCUCUCCUGGUGACAAAGGCAAACAAGGUCCUCAGGGACGAGAUGGACCAAAGGGUCAAACAGGAGCACCUGGGUUUUCGGGGGAUGCUGGCGAGAGAGGCUACACUGGUUAUCCUGGACAGCCAGGGGCCAUCGGAAAGAGCGGUCCAAAGGGCAAUAAAGGUUACAGUGGCCUCCCAGGCAGAGGUGGUGAUCCCGGAGAAGAUGGUCCUAUAGGAGUCCCAGGGUUUAUGGGAGAGCCCGGGCUGUUUGGUGCCAAGGGGAGUAAAGGGGAUCAUGGAGUCAGAGGACCUCGAGGCAGAGUGGGCACUGUGGGAGUACAAGGAGAACAAGGGGAUGCUGGAAUACCAGGAAAGCCAGGACCAAAGGGCCUCCAGGGCCCUAAUGGGCCCAAAGGUGAGAGGGGACCUGAUGGUGAGAAGGGUGCAGCGGGAAAGCAAGGCUUGAAAGGCGAUAAAGGACAGAAGGGAAGCGUGGGUGACCGUGGAGACAUAGGACAGCGUGGAUCUAAGGGAGAUGUGGGUCCUACGGGUGCUUCAGGCCCUGUGGGACCGCCUGGCAUGCCAGGGCCCAGAGGACUGCGUGGUCCAGUCGGGGACGCAGGUCUUAUGGGCCGAGCAGGACCUAAAGGAGUGCAAGGUCCAUCUGGUCCUGGUCUUUCUGAUGAGCAAGUCCUGCAGCUCUGCAGAGGUGUUGUCACAGCUCAGAUCUCUCAGUAUGCCGCCUCAAUCAGAGCCAAGUGCUCUCAGGGCUGUCCCAUCAACCAGCACACACUUAUUGGGCCCCCAGGAGCUCGAGGACCACCGGGACACCCAGGAAAAGCUGGUAAAGCAGGAAAACCUGGAGCAAAAGGAGUCAGAGGUGUUCAGGGUGACAGAGGAGUGGAGGGACAGAAGGGAGCGCCUGGUGACAGAGGUCGAAAGGGAUCUAAAGGUGUUGCAGGUGAUCCGGGUGUGGGCCUGCCGGGACUCGACGGACCACAGGGACCCACAGGUUCGCCAGGUAACCCAGCAGAACCAAAAGAUGGCAUGGAGGGUCCCCGUGGGCCUCGUGGCUUCCCUGGUCCUGUGGGUCCACCUGGUACAGUUGGAAUCGCAGGCGUGCCAGGUUUUUGUGAGGCCCGGGACUGCAGCAUUUAUGCACCAGUGAUGCGCAAAGAGCAGGGUCUGGUGAAAGGACCUGUGAGCUAAAAAAAAAAUCUGAACCUAAACAUCAGAGAUUUUGGUGCUUCUAGGAAUCACAUGGUGGCAACAUCACGGUUUAUCUCAGUGAUAACAAUAAAACCUUCUAUAGACAAUAUUGUGACAAUAGUUUGUUAAAAGCUGUGAUAAAAAUGCCAGUGGACCAAAUGUAGUUCCAUGUGGCACUUCACUGACAAAUGUUGAUGUUUGCGGAAAUCUGAUCAAUAAAACCUUCUGAGGCUGGCUCAGGCUUCUUGUCAACAGCUGAUACUUUAGAGGGAUUAUACUUCAUAAGUGUUCAAACUCUGCAAUUUUUACUGAGAGCAGAUCCAUCGAGUAUGUUGAGAUUUGAUAAAACAAAUUGGAUGUUUUCAUUUCUUAAGUUUUUUUUUUUUUUAUUUCUCUGGUACCCAAAGAAUAAAUAAAUAAGUCUAUGUAAAUAUUUUGUAAAGUAUCUAAAGUACAUGUACUGUGCUCUGAAACAAAUAAACUGAUGUGUUCUUUA
Archocentrus centrarchus (flier cichlid) is the source of this 2664-nucleotide messenger RNA. RefSeq names its product collagen alpha-1(I) chain. The record is from RefSeq and is a predicted model, not a curated record. NCBI's taxonomy places the organism in Eukaryota, Metazoa, Chordata, Actinopteri, Cichliformes, Cichlidae. Gene Ontology annotation, cellular component: extracellular matrix. The transcript is spliced from 26 exons. The coding region runs from base 162 to 2168 and encodes 668 amino acids.